This is a messenger RNA of Clarias gariepinus (North African catfish), 3040 nucleotides long. RefSeq names its product U2 small nuclear RNA auxiliary factor 2b (gene u2af2b). The record is from RefSeq and is a predicted model, not a curated record. The transcript has 12 exons. Lineage: Eukaryota; Metazoa; Chordata; Actinopteri; Siluriformes; Clariidae. Gene Ontology annotation, cellular component: nucleus; commitment complex; U2AF complex. Bases 460 to 1866 code for a protein of 468 amino acids. Gene Ontology annotation, molecular function: pre-mRNA 3'-splice site binding; poly-pyrimidine tract binding. Gene Ontology annotation, biological process: mRNA processing.
CGCGAGCGGAGAAACGGAGCUGCUGGUAAACUAGAGCUAGGUUGAGUCCGUCGCCUGGCUGGUAGUGCGGAGGGUCCGCUAAAGUGCCGCAGAAAACCUUUAUACGGACGAACUUGUACUUUAUCUUUCAUUCUAAGCGUGUAGGAAGAGCCGCUGCGACAUUUCCACGCAGCGGAGUUUAGCUGUGAGGCGCGCGAGAUUGUUUGUGCGCGAGGUUAGCCAGUUAGCUUGUUAGCCUAGCAAAAACAGGCUAAUAAACCGCGACUUAAAUGAAGUUCUCCGCGCAUCUUGCUUGGUACAUGCGGCUUUAAUUAAACCCAGGGUUUCUCUUUUUGUUUCACCCGAAUGUUUCAUAACAGACAGAGACAUCUCGUUUUUGAAGUAAGAUAACGUGGUGGGCUUAAACGCUUUCUCUCACAAGGGGGUUCACGCGCUCCAUUCAUCCGCUGCGAAUUCAAAAUGUCGGAGUUUGACGAGUUUGAGAGACAACUGACCGAAAACAAGCAAGGUGACGGCGUUAACGGCCAUGAGCGGGACAAAGAGAACAGGCACAGGCGCCGGAGCGGCUCGCGUAGUCGCAGUCGCGAGAGGAAGAGGAGGAGCAGGGAAAGGAGGAGCCGCGAGCGACGCAGCAGCAGCAAAGAUCGCAGGCAUAGACGCAGUCGUUCCCCUCCGAGGGAGAAGAAGAAGAAAAUCAAAAAGUACUGGGACGUCCCUCCACCGGGCUUUGAGCACAUCACACCGAUGCAGUACAAGGCCAUGCAGGCUGCCGGUCAGAUUCCUGCCACAGCGCUGCUGCCCACUAUGACUCCAGACGGACUGGCUGUUACACCCACUCCGGUGCCGGUAGUAGGAAGCCAGAUGACCCGUCAGGCUCGAAGGCUCUAUGUGGGCAACAUCCCGUUCGGCAUCACAGAGGAGUCGAUGAUGGACUUCUUCAAUGCUCAGAUGAGACUAGGCGGUCUGGUCCAGGCGCCAGGAAACCCCGUCCUUGCUGUCCAGAUUAACCAGGAUAAGAACUUCGCCUUCCUUGAGUUGCGUUCAGUGGACGAGACCACACAAGCAAUGGCGUUUGACGGCAUCAUAUUCCAAGGCCAGAGUCUGAAGAUCCGUCGGCCACACGAUUACCAGCCGUUACCGGGCAUGAGCGAGAAUCCCAGCGUCUAUGUGCCAGACGUUGUGUUUCCAGGAGUCGUGUCGACUGUAGUCCCUGACUCUGCUCAUAAGCUUUUCAUUGGAGGCCUCCCUAACUAUCUCAGUGAUGACCAGGUAAAAGAGCUGUUGACGUCCUUUGGGCCUUUAAAGGCGUUCAACCUGGUGAAGGACAGCGCCACAGGUCUUUCCAAAGGCUACGCCUUCUGCGAAUAUGUCGAUGUCAACCUUAACGAUCAGGCUAUUGCAGGACUAAAUGGGAUGCAGUUAGGAGAUAAGAAGCUUCUGGUCCAGAGAGCGAGUGUAGGGGCCAAGAACGCCACUCUGACAAGCAUAAACGAGACCCCGGUGACGCUGCAGGUCCCAGGCCUGAUGAACAGCUCUAUGAAUCAAAUGGGCGGAAUUCCCACCGAGGUUCUGUGCCUGAUGAACAUGGUGGCUCCAGAGGAACUCAUCGAUGACGAUGAGUACGAAGAGAUCAUAGAGGACGUCAGGGACGAGUGCUCCAAGUAUGGGCAGGUCAAGAGCAUCGAGAUCCCACGCCCCGUCGACGGCCUGGAGGUGCCUGGAACUGGAAAGAUCUUCGUGGAGUUCACAACAGUCUACGACUCCCAGAAGGCCAUGCAGGCCUUGACGGGGAGGAAGUUCGCCAACAGAGUGGUUGUGACCAAAUACUGCGACCCAGAUGCCUACCACCGCCGAGAUUUCGUCUAAAUCAAGAGCACGCACGGGCGGGGGGACAGCGGCGAAAAACGAGAGGGGCGUGCGGUGCGGGAGGAACCAUUAUUAUAAAGGCUGUAUUAUGACCGAGGGUUUUGGGGGAGGGGGGAGGGGGGCGGAGGUGGAAGGGGUAAAUUGUCUUGUAGGUGGCAUUUAAUUUUUCUUUGUUUUUGUUUUGUUUUUUCUUGUUUUUUGUUGUUUUUUUCUCGCUAAACAUAAACAGCUUCGGCACAAUGGAAUUGCAUUUUAAUAAAGCAAAGAGGAAUUGAGUUUAUUCAUUUUGUUUAAUUGCUAAUUGUUUAGAGACCUGAUUUGGGAGGGGGCAGGGCGGGGGAGGUGAUAUUGGGAGGAGUAUCAGUACAACACUGCUUCUAAAAAAAAAAAAAAAAAAUGAAAAAAAAAAAACACAAACCACCAAAUGUUGUCAGUGGCAUGAGUGAAGGGAAUAAAUUGCUUUCUUUCACUUCACUUUUCACUUUGAUCCCUCAAUCGACAUACAGUUUCGCUGUCGGUGACCUAACCACCUUACUUACUUCUACGACUACACUCAAUUUUUUCAGUCUUUUUAUCGCCGAAGUUAGUUUAGUUCGACUGUGUUAGUUUCUAUCCAGCUCUGUCUGUCCUGUUUCCAGUACACAUGACUGCCUCUUAUAUCGAUAAUGUAACUUUCAAGUCUAGCAUGGCACCUUUGUGUCUCUCUCUCUCUCUUUAUCUGUGUGAACAUAACCCUCUUUUGAUAAUAAACUUAGUGAGAAUUUCAAAAAGUUCACCAGUGGCGUGCGUUCUUCUAAACCUCGGCCCAUUACUGUAAUUUUUUUCCUUAUGAUCAAAGAAGAAAUCUUGUCUAUUCUACAAAUAGCAACUUUUUCUCCCCUUAAAUUGUAGUAUAUGAUGCCUGUACACGAUCUGUAUGUUUGUUUAUUUGUUUUGUUUAGACAUACGUUUCAUAGUGUUGGUAAUGAAGUGAUUGUUUUGCUUCUUUGAGGCCCGAUGAAGAAAAACAAAAAAUAAAUAAAUUCUGACCCGACAGACAACAUAUAAUGAAAUAAAUUCCAGACUUGCUUGAGUUCUACUUUUUCCAUGACUUAAGCCAUUUACUGUAAGCUUUAAGCGCACUGUAGUGUAUGAUUUAACACUGAUGUGUAAAUAAAGAUUUCUUCAGAUUUCA